AUGUUUGCUCCGCUGCCACUUUACUCCGAUAGUGGCCAAUUCAUCUUAUAAAGACUCCCAUCAUGGCAGACUCCGGGCUUGUCGAUCACUCCCCCCACCAUCCCACCAAGGCCGAGAAGCUGAGCACCGCAUCAAAUGUCAUCCUGAUUGAUAACUAUGACUCGUUCACUUGGAACGUCUACCAAUAUCUGGUCCUCGAGGGCGCUACCGUUAAUGUGUUCCGCAACGACCAGAUCACUCUGGAGGAACUGAUCGCCAAAAAGCCCACCCAGCUAGUUAUCAGCCCGGGUCCUGGUCACCCCGAGACCGACGCUGGUAUCAGCAGCACCGCAAUCCAACACUUCAGCGGCAAAAUCCCCAUCUUCGGCGUGUGCAUGGGGCAGCAGUGUAUCAUCACUUGCUUCGGCGGAAAGGUGGACGUUACCGGUGAGAUCCUGCAUGGCAAGACUUCGCCCCUGAAGCAUGACGGCAAGGGUGCCUACGAGGGAUUGCCCAGCUCGCUCGCUGUCACUCGCUACCAUUCACUGGCUGGUACUCAUGCGACCAUUCCCGAUUGUCUGGAAGUGUCGUCCUCCGUCCAGUUGGCGGACGACAGCAACAAGGAUGUCAUCAUGGGCGUGAGACAUAAGAAGUUGGCCGUAGAGGGUGUUCAGUUCCACCCCGAGAGUAUUCUCACUGAGCAUGGACGUACCAUGUUCCGGAACUUCCUCAAACUUACCGCAGGUACCUGGGAAGGCAAUGGCAAGCACUUUGAAGAGCAAAGCAGCACCUCCAAGGUCGCCGUGCCCGUCACUGCCCCUAAAACGGACAAAAAGUUGUCCAUCCUGGAAAGGAUCUACGAUCAUCGGAAGGCCGCUGUCGCUGUGCAGAAGACCAUUCCGUCGCAGCGCCCAGCAGACCUUCAGGCUGCUUACGACUUGAACCUGGCUCCCCCGCAGGUCUCAUUUCCCGCUCGUUUGAGGCAGUCGCCUUACCCACUGUCCCUCAUGGCUGAAAUUAAGCGCGCCUCUCCUUCCAAGGGUAUGAUCGCGGAACAUGCUUGUGCGCCUGCGCAAGCUAGACAAUACGCCAAGGCCGGUGCCAGUGUCAUCUCUGUCCUUACGGAGCCUGAGUGGUUCAAGGGCAGCAUCGAUGACUUGCGCGCCGUUCGCCAAAGCCUAGAGGGCUUGACGAACAGACCUGCCCUUCUGCGGAAGGAGUUCGUUUUCGAUGAAUACCAGAUCCUGGAAGCUCGUUUGGCCGGUGCUGACACUGUUCUGCUCAUUGUGAAGAUGCUCAGCGUUGAGCUUCUCACUAGAUUAUACCACUACUCUCGUAGCCUUGGAAUGGAGCCUUUGGUUGAAGUGAACACACCCGAGGAAAUGAAGAUUGCGGUCGACCUUGGGGCUGAGGUGAUUGGUGUCAACAACAGAGACCUUACCAGUUUCGAGGUUGAUCUCGGUACCACUAGCCGGCUCAUGGAUCAAGUGCCCAAGAGCACCAUCGUGUGCGCCCUCAGUGGAAUAUCUGGGCCUAAGGAUGUGGAGGCUUACAAGAACGAGGGUGUGAAGGCGAUUCUAGUGGGAGAGGCCCUUAUGCGGGCAGCAAACACGUCUGCUUUUGUUGCUGAGCUCCUCGGGGGUACCACACAGGGCAUUCCCAAGGAGUCUCGAAGCUCACCCUUGGUUAAGAUUUGCGGCACCCGAUCCGAAGAGGCGGCUCGAGCCGCGAUUGAAGCUGGCGCAGACCUCAUCGGCAUGAUCUUGGUCCAAGGACGAACGCGAUGCGUCCCGGAUGACGUUGCACUACGUAUCUCUCAGGUAGUCAAAUCUACCCAGAAGCCUGCCAGUCAGUCUGCUGCGACAUCUCAAGGGACGCCAACUGCGGCAUCUGUUGAGUAUUUUGAUCAUUCUGCCGGAGUCCUUCGCCACCCUAGCCGGGCGCUACUCGUUGGCGUCUUCCAGAAUCAGCCUCUGGAGUAUAUCCUGGAUCAGCAACAGAAAUUGGGACUCGACGUUGUGCAACUUCACGGAUCUGAGCCGCUGGAGUGGGCCAAGUUGAUCCCAGUGCCCGUCAUUCGCAAAUUUGGCCUUGACGAGCCCGCAAUCGCCCGCAGGGCUUAUCACACUUUGCCGUUGUUGGAUUCCGGUGUUGGGGGAACUGGUGAGUUGUUGGAUCGAUCGCGCGUGCAGACCGUUCUCGAAAAGGACAGUGGUUUGCGUGUUAUUCUGGCUGGUGGAUUGGAUCCUACGAAUGUCGUGGACAUCGUUCAAAGACUUGGUGAAUCUAGUCGCAAGGUCGUUGGUGUGGAUGUCAGUUCUGGCGUAGAGACCGAUGGUGCUCAGGAUCUCAACAAGAUCCGGGCCUUUGUACAGGCUGUCAAAGGUCUCCAGCUUUAAGUCAUUUCUAUCAUCCGUCCAGCAUGUGAUGCAUAAACUUUGUUAGCUCUUUCUUCCUGUGAUCUGCUUCUCAGAGAUCAAUCCUCUUGAUACCUUUCGGGUCAUUUAUGGCCUUGAUGCCUAAAUGACACGAACACUUCAAUCUUGCAUAUUCCUUUCGUCUUACAAUAGCCUCAAUAUCUUUUGACGUGAAA
Aspergillus ibericus CBS 121593 is the source of this 2572-nucleotide messenger RNA. RefSeq names its product bifunctional anthranilate synthase/indole-3-glycerol-phosphate synthase. NCBI's taxonomy places the organism in Eukaryota, Fungi, Ascomycota, Eurotiomycetes, Eurotiales, Aspergillaceae. Gene Ontology annotation, cellular component: cytosol. The record is from RefSeq and is a predicted model, not a curated record. The transcript is spliced from 2 exons. Gene Ontology annotation, molecular function: anthranilate synthase activity; indole-3-glycerol-phosphate synthase activity; phosphoribosylanthranilate isomerase activity. Gene Ontology annotation, biological process: L-tryptophan biosynthetic process. The coding region runs from base 63 to 2378 and encodes 771 amino acids.